Engraulis encrasicolus (European anchovy) is the source of this 458-nucleotide messenger RNA. Its product is annotated as histone H2B 1/2-like. The transcript has a single exon. Gene Ontology annotation, molecular function: DNA binding; structural constituent of chromatin; protein heterodimerization activity. NCBI's taxonomy places the organism in Eukaryota, Metazoa, Chordata, Actinopteri, Clupeiformes, Engraulidae. The record is from RefSeq and is a predicted model, not a curated record. The coding region runs from base 62 to 436 and encodes 124 amino acids. Gene Ontology annotation, cellular component: nucleosome.
UGUAUAUUAACGUGGCAAAUACUGUACCCUUCACAUUUGGAAAACUAUCAAAUCGAUAAUCAUGCCUGAACCAGUUAAGUCUGUACCGAAGAAAGGAUCUAAGAAGUCCGUUGCCAAGCCGGCAGGUAAGGCAGGGAAGAAGCGCAGGAGGACUAGGAGGGAGAGUUUCGCCAUCUACGUCCACAAGGUCCUGAAACAGGUCCACCCCGACACCGGCAUCUCCUCCAAGGCAAUGGGCAUUAUGAACUCCUUCGUGAACGACAUUUUUGAGCGUAUCGCCGCUGAGGCUUCCCGCCUGGCCCACUACAACAAGAAGUCCACCGUCUCCUCCCGGGAGAUUCAGACCGCAGUGCGUCUGCUUCUGCCCGGUGAGCUGGCCAAGCACGCCGUGUCCGAGGGCACCAAGGCCGUGACCAAGUACACCAGUUCCAAGUAGGCUGUCACCGUAGCCUGCUCAA